Messenger RNA from Polypterus senegalus (gray bichir), 3977 nucleotides. It is a transcript of the gene blk, whose product is annotated as BLK proto-oncogene, Src family tyrosine kinase. Lineage: Eukaryota; Metazoa; Chordata; Cladistia; Polypteriformes; Polypteridae. The coding region runs from base 419 to 1912 and encodes 497 amino acids. Gene Ontology annotation, molecular function: ATP binding; non-membrane spanning protein tyrosine kinase activity; signaling receptor binding. The transcript is spliced from 15 exons. Gene Ontology annotation, biological process: cell differentiation; protein phosphorylation; innate immune response. Gene Ontology annotation, cellular component: extrinsic component of cytoplasmic side of plasma membrane. The record is from RefSeq and is a predicted model, not a curated record.
GACAGACAGACAGAGCGAGUCACAAGGGCUAGGGUGGUGACCGAGACCACUGAUACAGCCUGGUCACUUGGGAACUGCACUGGAUUACUAGUCCACAGACAACAUGGAUUUCCUUAUCACUGGCAGCUUUUAAACUUCAGACUGCACCAAACUCACCAACUGUGAACUUUGACUGACUACUUGCCAUCCAUGAAGGACAUCUUGAAUUAAUCUGGAAGAGAGACAGAGAUUGCAACCUGGGGAACAAGAAGAGCGUUGUCAGGUAUUAUUGAACACUCCUCAUAUAACACACUGGUGAGGCCUCAUCUGGAAUCCUGUGUCCAGUUUUGGUCUCCAGGCUACAAAAAGGACAUAGCAGUAGUAGAGAAGGUCCUGAGAAGAUCAACUUGGCUGAUUCCAGGGCUACAGGGGAUGAGUUAUGAGGAUGGGGUGCAAUGAGAGCAGUCAGCAGCCAAAACAAGGCAACUUCCAAAAGAAGGAAGGCGAGAAUGGCAUGGCGAAGCACAUGAACCCUCAAAGAGGCCCACUUGCUGCGCCUGAGGACCAGAGGGUGAACCCUCCAGAAUACGAGAAGAAUGUGGUCAUUGCGCUUCAUGACUAUGAACCCGUCAACGAACACGACCUGGCCUUCAGCAAAGGCGAUAAUCUGAAAGUUCUAGAAGAUAAUGGUGACUGGUGGCUGGCGAGAUCCUUUGUCACAGGAAAAGAAGGAUACAUCCCAGUAUCCUAUGUUGCAAAGCUGGAUACCUUGGAGGCUGAAAAAUGGUUCUUCAGAAGUCUGAGUCGCAAAGAUACCGAACGACUGCUUCUUGCCCCUGGAAACAAGCUGGGAGCUUUUCUGAUAAGGGAAAGUGAAACCAGCAAAGGUGCCUUUUCUCUGUCUGUGCGAGACGCUGUCCCACCUCAAGGGGACAUUAUCAAGCACUACAAGAUCCGUUGUCUGGACUCUGGUGGAUAUUACAUCUCGCCCAAGAUUACCUUUCCUACUCUGCAGGCGUUGGUCAACCAUUACUCCCAAAAGGCAGAUGGACUUUGCCAGAGGCUAACAAUGCCCUGCAAAAGCGCAACACCCCAAAGACCUUGGGGGCAGGAUGAGUGGGAAAUUCCCAGAGAGACCCUGAAAAUGGUGAAGAAGCUCGGGGCAGGACAGUUUGGAGAAGUAUGGAUGGGUCUGUAUAAAAACCGUCAAAAAGUGGCUAUCAAGACCCUGAAAGAGGGCAACAUGGCUCCAGAGGCUUUCCUGGCUGAAGCCAACAUAAUGAAGACCCUUCAACACAAUAAGCUUGUACGACUCUAUGCUGUAGUUACUAAAGAGCCCAUCUUGAUCGUGACGGAAUUCAUGUCCAAUGGUAGCUUAUUAGAUUUCCUGAAAACAGACCAAGGAAACAGACUCCAGCUUUCGAAACUGAUUGACAUGUCGGCUCAGGUGGCAGAAGGAAUGGCCUACAUCGAGAGAAAAAAUUACAUUCAUCGUGAUCUUCGGGCGGCCAAUAUCCUUGUCUCCGAAACCCUGACUUGCAAGGUGGCCGACUUUGGCUUAGCCAGGAUUAUUGAGAACGAAUACACCGCACAGGAGGGUGCAAAAUUCCCCAUCAAAUGGACAGCACCAGAAGCCAUCAACUUUGGCAAAUUCAGCAUAAAGUCAGACGUGUGGUCCUUUGGAAUCCUCCUUACAGAAAUUGUGACGUAUGGGCGGAUCCCUUAUCCAGGUAUGACUAACCCAGAGGUCAUCCGAUAUUUGGACCGGAGGUACCGCAUGCCCUGCCCUGAAAGCUGUCCAAAGCAGCUCUAUGAGAUCAUGCUGAUAUGUUGGAAUGAGAGUCCAGAAGAGAGGCCCACCUUUGAAUAUUUACAAACCACCCUGGAGGACUUCUACGUAGCCACAGAAGGCCAGUAUGAGGCGCACCCCUAGGAGGAAGAGGAGAGACAUUAGGGCCCCCUGCACUGAGAGCUCCUGGUCUUCAAUCUUACAAUCUGUGAGCGAGACUUUGGCCAAAGUGGCACCAAAUGUACCCCCUUCUCUCUUUAGAAGACGUACGGGUACAGUAUGUAAAAAUCGACUUGAGUUCCUCGCUGUUAUGCUAUUUAUUUGCCUUCAUGGUGGGAUGAAUUUGUAUUCAGUUGACUUGACCAAACACAAUGGAAAUCCACUGGGUUAGGCCCAGUUUCAGCCCAGAGCUUCCUGAUGACACUCGCCAUUUGAAGAGUUAGACGCACACGUACUGUCGAGCUCUGAGGUGCUUUCAGAUUCUCAGCACUGGAGGGAACGCAAGGAACGGUGGAUGGAAGACAAAAGGCUUGUCUCAGAGGUGGAAAUGUAAUAAAAAGCAAACCCCUCUCCUUGAUUUGAUUGAAGAUGGAGCUCCUUUGAUUCUUGGUGGAACCGUCCACCCCGCCAUCCUUACCCCCUCAUCGUAGAAACUUGUCGCAACAAUUACCUUUGGAAAUAACGUCAAGUCGACAUUCAAAGGAACCUCAAAGUCCUGCUAAUUCUUGGCUCUCUACGAAGCUCACAUUUUGGCCUCCACAAAAAGAACGUCAUGGGACAAAACCAACAGUUCUUGACUAUGCAAUAUGAACUUGAACCUUGUGUACUGUUUGUAUUUUAUUUUUGGAAAAAAAAACCUUUUAUAAAACUUGAGCGUUGUCCAGUCACAGCAGGGUGUCGACCCCUGAGUCUGGAUGGGGUUGAGGAGACGAUGUUUUGAAUCACUAGCACUGAGUGCAAUAAUGACGCCAGUAUGUCUGCCAUCCCUGCAGUGCUUUGCCAUUCCUUAAGCUGUUGCCAUUUGUCUGGUUAUUAGGUGUCACUGAUAUUACAUUUAUUCUUGACCUAGACAACCAUUAGGAUGCCCUUCUCUGUCAAUCAUUAGGUGACCAACACUGGUAUGUGAUUGACAUUACCAGGCCGAUGACAUUUGCUGUAACUUAUUUUGCCCACAUGGCUUCCCAGGCAACUGAUUAUUGUGUAAAUUGAGUUAUUGGCAUUGUACAAGCUUAGCACUUGCAUAAAAAAACAUUCCAUAAAAGCAACCUGACACACAUUUUGAAAUUAUUCUGGAGCCCUACUUCUCUCUCAGCUGACUGAAUGACGUCCAUCAAGGUGCUCAAUGUCUCCUUAGAAGGCCUGGGAUUCGAAUCCUGAAGGUGAGGUCCACUUUGGGAGUGACGUCUCAAAUUCUGGGUUCCCCUUCUUUUCCCAAUCUUCCACAGCCUUCCAGCUUGCCAUUCUUGCCGUGAUUUCUAACUGUAAAAAAUGUCAUCCGUUCAUCUUUGUUUAUAAUGCCUUGACUAUGGUCGAACCCGAAUCAAUUCUUUGGCUGAACCUUUGGUAAAGGGCCAUGCCUUCUGAACACCGUGGUGCAAGUAGUUAGCACUGGUGCCUUACAGCUCCCGAGUGUUGGGGUUGCAUGCUGGCCUCACUAUGUGCAGUUUUCAUGUUCUCCUCGUGUUCUUGAGGAUUUCUACUCCAGUUUUCUUCCACAUCCCACAGAUUAUGCAAGGUAGGCCAAUGGGUGAUUCUGAUCUAGCUGAGUAUAAGUAAGGGCAUGCAGGCUUUCUGUCCAGCAGGGGGUGCUAUCUUUACAAUUAGGUUGAGUUCAGUGUGGAAAGGUGGUUCUGCUUACAGUGCCACCUUAAAUCCUCACCCGUGACAAAAUAAUCACAUCAGCGACAGAAAUCAAUCACAGGCCGAGUGAUCAUUUUGUACUUCGCUUGUAUUAAAGGACCAUUCACCUUACAAAUCAACAGUCGUGCACCAAAGAUAAAGAUCAGCGAGAGGAGAAAACAGCUGACAUGCUGGCUGAGAGCAGAAGUCUGCCGGCUAUGGUAACGGAGAACCAAUCAGGGUCUAACUAGACGUUUUGCCACACCCCUUUUCUAGAAGUCUCUUUAAAACAAACUACUCUCUCAGCUUUUCUCCCAGCAGACCCUGUUUAGCAAUUUACAAUAAAAAGGACAACUGAGUACCCUAACAU